UGUUCAGCUCUCUGAUACAGCGACCGAGAAGCCUAGUUUCCUGCAGCUGUUUUCUGUGAGAAAGGGAACGAGUGAGAGGGAGAGAGAAAGAGAGAGAGAGAGAAAGCCACCUCACCAAACACCGAAGACAGGCCAAAAGGAGGGAGAAAGAGGGAAAAAAAAGAAAAACAAAACCACGGAAAAGUGUGUGCGAGAGACAGAAGGAGGGAAGAGACUGACCACAGGAGGGAAAAAAAGAGAGGGCACUGAAAGCUAGAGGACGGAGAGAAGAGACAACAGGAGCCGAAGAAACUCAACUUUCCAAGCCAGCAACCCCCAGGAGGACACUCAUAGGGGAAGACUUUGGGUGUCCAGCAUGUCCACUCCCCCGCCUGAGAAUGGCCCAGAGGACGUCAACAACCGCAGCUUCUGGAUGCCAGGAAACUACCACAGCACGGUAAAGCGCACAGAGAAUGCCUUCCUGGCGUGUAACGACAUGGUGGCGUGCUUCCAGGAGAGGGCCCGCGUGGAGCGGCAGUACGCCCAGCAGCUCAGCGAGUGGAGCAAUAAAUGGAAGCCCCUGGUGGACGCAAGUCCAUUGUAUGGGUCGCUGUUGCAGGCGUGGCAGUGUUUCCUGUCCUCGGCUGACCGCAUCGCAGCGCUGCAUUCCUCCAUCUGCCGCUCUCUGGUGUCCGAAGACGGCGACCGCAUCCGCACCUGGCAGAAAGACACCUUCCACAAGAAGCUGUUUGGGGGCUUUAAAGAGUCCACGGACUUUGACACCGGUUUUGCACGUGCUCAGAAACCAUGGGCCAAAAAGCUGAAAAAGCUGGACAAAGUCAAGGUGGCCUUCCACAAGGCCAGCCGCAAGGAGCAGGCCGCCAUGGACCGGGAGGCCCACGCUCAGGGCAACCCCGACGUCGCCAUCGAGAAGCAGAGGAAGAUCCAGGAGGAGAGGGAACUGGCCCGGGCCGAGACUGAGAAGGUGCGUGUCAGAUAUGAAAAGGUUCUAGAGGAAGUGACACGCUAUGCUCCACGCUACAUGGAGGAGAUGGAGUCGAUCUUUGACCAAUCACAGGAGGAGGAGAGGAAGAGAAUCAGCUUCCUCAAGCAGGCCUUCCUCUCCAUCCACAGACACCUGGAUGUUACCAACAAUGAAAGUGUGAAGGCAGCGUACAAUGAGCUGCACAACACUCUGAUGGCCAUUAAUGAGGUGGAGGACUUGCGCUGGUGGAAAAACACACACGGCCCUGGAAUGCCCACUGACUGGCCACACUUCCAGGAUUGGACGCCCGACAAGAAGAGUAAAAAAGGGAAGAAAGACUCGGACCUGAAGGAGCCCAUCGAGAGAGUGGUCAUGAUUGGAGGAGUGAGGGUGAGAGCUCUCUAUGAUUAUACCGGACAAGAGACAGAUGAGCUCUCCUUUAAAGCCGGCGAGGAGUUCCUGAAGAUCGAGGAUGAGGACGACCAGGGCUGGUGCCGCGGAAUGAUGGAUGGAGGAAGAGAGGGCCUCUACCCCGCCAACUACGUAGAAGUGGUCUAGUUCAAUAGAUUCCAGAGAGAGAGAGAGAGAGAUGAAGACUUAAAAGAGUAAAAGAGACUUUUUAUAUCGUGACAUUGUGGUACUUUAUCCCUGUGUGUAAUCAACUGUGUAGGAGGUUGAUGUUUAUUGUGCGAACAAGUGCAGUGAAGGUAAUGGUGAUAUGACCUGUCAUAUUUCAGCGGUUGUAUACAUCAUGGUCAAGUCAUGUCCCAAGAAUAUGUAUACAUGCUCAGGCAUAUGCCAACACUAUACCCCACCCCAGACACACACACACACACACACACACACACACACGUAGACACAUAUAAACAUAAAAAGCCACAGGAACAUGCAUACACAGACAUGGCAUAGUGUACUGGCUCUAUUUAUUCCCAUGCCACUGUUAAUGCCAUCACACAUUAUAUAUGCACAGAGAUAAGGGGGCGGUGCAUUGCCUUACCGUUGGAUGUGGACAUCUAAACCGCCCUUACAAUCGUACGUUUACUUGCACAAUCAGGCCCUCUCUAAAAAUCCAUACAGUGUAUUCAGGUGAUUGCUGUGCCCAAACGGUGGCCAAUUUUCGUGCCAAUUUCAAAGUCAGGCGCCUCAGAGUAGGAUUUAUGAUCGCAACGUCUUGGCUCAGGCAGUAACCAUUGAAGGAGAGGAGAUGAGUUGUGGCGUUUCAGGGGAUGAAGUUUAAAACCGAUCUUUAAGAACCUACUUUCUUUCUUAAUGCGGGGGGGGAAUGGAAAUGCAAAAAAAUCUCUGCUGUGUUGCUAAAGCUGGGGAAGAAUUUGCCAUCAAGCUGUACCGCUCCCUCUGGGCACCAGGUGUCACUAACGUCCAGUUGCUGUUGAAGUCUGCUUCUGUUUGAGGGUAAAUGAAACACACACACAAAUUAGCUAGUUGUUUGAGUUCAUCCCUCCGUUUCUUAAGUUGCUUUUUGAGUCUGCAUUAUAGAUUAUUUUGUACAUUCAGUUUUACACAAUUUUUUUUGACACUAUGGCUCUUACUCAGAAUAGUAAGGGGCAGAACUAGGGCCGGGGCAGGGGCUGUCAUUUUAAUAUUUCAGAUGGAUGUAUAAUAUAUUCUCACGAGAAAUUCUGUAUGAGUAUAGUAUGUAAUGCAUGAUUCUAUGCCAGCCUGGCGCACCUUCAGAGUUAUUCUGUUUAUGAAUUUCACAAGGAGAAAAAAAAGCCUUAUUUAUACCAAAGAGUUUUUUCGAUAGCUUACGAGAGCCUCGCUUAGUUGACGCCGUCAUGAUCGCGUGAGCUGGAUUGAUGCUCUCAUCACAGCGCAUUAUCAGCAUCAGACAUCACACAGAAGUAUAGCACGCUGUCAGAGUUUCCCUGUAGUGGCAAUCCCUCUUGAGUUGACUUCUGUCUCUCUCUCUCUCUCUCUCUCUGUUAUAUGUCACACGCUUGAAAUGCUCUCACCGUGCAGGCGUGAUCCCGCGUUUACGCUGAACAGUAUUGAUGGUGUUGGUGGCGUUGUACGCCGGGGCGAGGACGACCGGUGCUGUUCGUCAUGUCACGCCGCGCCGCGCCUGCCACCUGGAAAUGAAAUUGAUCUGUGGCUCAGGUUAUGGCUGUGGUGGGAGGUGAGAGCUCUCGCCCGUAGGAGCGUUGGGUGGAUCAGGCAUGCUGGGGGGAGG
Messenger RNA from Sardina pilchardus (European sardine), 3155 nucleotides. Its product is annotated as protein kinase C and casein kinase substrate in neurons protein 3. The record is from RefSeq and is a predicted model, not a curated record. Gene Ontology annotation, biological process: plasma membrane tubulation; cytoskeleton organization; regulation of endocytosis. Gene Ontology annotation, cellular component: plasma membrane; cytoplasm; endosome. The transcript has 10 exons. NCBI's taxonomy places the organism in Eukaryota, Metazoa, Chordata, Actinopteri, Clupeiformes, Clupeidae. Gene Ontology annotation, molecular function: protein binding; phospholipid binding. The coding region runs from base 356 to 1522 and encodes 388 amino acids.